This is a messenger RNA of Biomphalaria glabrata, 2298 nucleotides long. RefSeq lists its product as uncharacterized. The transcript has a single exon. The coding region runs from base 1 to 2298 and encodes 765 amino acids. The record is from RefSeq and is a predicted model, not a curated record. Gene Ontology annotation, molecular function: aspartic-type endopeptidase activity; zinc ion binding; nucleic acid binding. NCBI's taxonomy places the organism in Eukaryota, Metazoa, Mollusca, Gastropoda, Planorbidae. Gene Ontology annotation, biological process: proteolysis.
AUGUCUGUAAAACAAAGUGAACUUCUGGACUUGUACGAGACAGGAAAGAAAUUAGGUUACCAGAAAGAAGAACUUGAAGAAUGGGUUGCCAGAGCUAUCCGGCAAAAUGAAGAAAGGGACGCAAGAGCAGAGGAGAGAAGAGAAAAGUUCAGAAUGCAGGAAGAAGAAACACAGUUCAAAAGAAAAAUGGAGGAACUGCAGGUGACAGCAAAAAUCAAGAUGGAGGAACACGAAUCUAAGGCACGAAUUGCAAAGGAGUCCAAAACAGCUGAAGCCAACGACGAACCCAACAUCAGAAAUACAAGGCGCACAAAAAUGCAGAAGUUUGUUGAAGGGACAGACAGAAUGGAUUCAUUCAUCCAUAGGUUUGAAAUGCUGAUGAGGCUGGAAGGCGAAUCCCAGAAAGAAUGGGCCAGAGAACUCCUCAGCCUAGUGGGUGGAAGAGCACUAGAUGCGCUGCAGGUGCUGAAUGACAAGGACGUGGGAGACUACACCUUGCUGAAAAAGACUCUACUAGAGUUUUACCAAUGCAGUGAGGACGACUAUAGAAGUAAAUUCCACGCUCUGAAACCACCGAACGACGGCAACAUGAAACAAUUUGUCGGCGAGGUGAAAGCUACUUUCGAGAAAUGGUUUCAGUCCUCAGGCAUUGAGGAAUCUUUCGAGAACUUGAAACAGUUCAUCAUAGUAGAUAAAAUAAUUUCGUCGGCUGGGGAAAAUCUCUUUGCAUUCCUCCAAGAAAGAAAGCCCAGACAUGUGGACGAAGUCCUGUACCUAUGCCAAAGAUACGUUGCUGCUCAUCCUGGCGAAAGUUUGCAAAAAGCUCCUGUGGAUCAAGCAAGUGCAUUGUUUGCCACAACGGAAUCCAAAUUUACAGAAUCUAGUACAACAGAUUCAAGACAGAGUACAAGAUGCUAUACAUGUGGUAGAUUUGGACACGUGGUGAAACAAUGUAGAGACACAGGCAGAAAAAUGUAUAAGAAAAAGGAAGUAGUGGCUUAUGUAGGCGGGCUAGAUAACAACCUGUCACCAUAUGUCAGCCCUGCAAUCGUGAAUGGCCAUUACAUCCAGGCAGCCCUAAGAGAUACAGGGGCCACAAAAUGUGUGGUGUUGGCAAAGUUGGUGAAUCCUAAUCAAUAUUGUAGGAAACGUUGCAGACUUCAAGGUUUUGGUGGCCACAUUAAGGAGUAUCCGACAGCCAAAGUACAUAUCAACUCCCCAUACUUCAACGAAAUGGUGGAAGUAAUAGUGGUGGAUGAAGGACCAUUUGAACUGCUGAUAGAAAAUGUUCCUAACAUUGGUUUUCCAACAGAGUCUCAAAUUACCAAAUGGAAAGAAACUUAUAGCUGGUGGCCAAGACAAGUAGAGGAUAUGGAACAACUAAACCGAUGUCAUGAAAAUACAAAUGUAGUACAAGAAACGAUACAACAAGUAGAAACCAGGCAACAAAAACUAAUCCGAGAACAAAGAAAUGAUAAGAAAGAUACUGACCAGAUAGAUGAGAAACCUAAACUUUCAGUUGACUUUUUCUGUAAUCCAUUUCAAAACGGCCUACCAUCAAUAGCUGACCUUCGUGAUAGCCAGAUGAAUGACAUGGAAAUAGCCAACAUCAUCCACAAGCUACAAGGUGGCGAUACAAAAAUAGGCCAACAAUAUGCCAUGCAUAAUGACAUUCUUGUUAGAAAGUGGACAGAAAAAUCAUCACUUAAUGGCAGCACUGACGAACAGACCCUUAAAAUUGUAAUACCUAAUGUGUUCCGGUCUGAAAUAUUAAGGCUUGGUCAUGACAUCCCUAUGUCCGGACACUUAGGGAUUGACAAAACACGGCGACGCAUAUACAAACAUUUCUACUGGCCAGGCAUUAACAGAGAAAUAGCUGAGUACUGCAGAUCAUGUCAUGCCUGCCAAAUCACGGGAAAGCCUAAUCAAUCGCCUCCAAAAGCGCCUCUUCAAGAGAAUAUAACACCAAAAGAACCAUUUUCACACAUCCUUAUGGACUGUGUUGGUCCAUUGCCAAGGUCAAAACGAGGGAACCAGUACCUUCUUACCAUAAUGUGCAAGACUACGCGCUAUCCAGAGGCAGUACCUUUGAGAAACAUCAAGGCAACAACCAUUGUGACAGCAUUGUCAAAAUUUAUCACAACGUUCGGGUUGCCAAAGGUUAUACAGAUCAAGGCAGCAAUUUUAUGUCAGACAUCUUCCAACAGGCACUUCGUCAGAUGGGAAUUGAACACUCGGUUUCAACGGCAUAUCAUCCCGAAAGCCAGGGUGCCAUCGAACGCUUUCACCAAACACUGA